Fraxinus pennsylvanica is the source of this 1569-nucleotide messenger RNA. The record is from the annotation of a GenBank genome assembly. NCBI's taxonomy places the organism in Eukaryota, Viridiplantae, Streptophyta, Magnoliopsida, Lamiales, Oleaceae.
AUGGGGGCUUCGUCGCUUGAGGGAUUGCAAGAUCACCUGAAGUUGGCUAGAGAAUACGCUCUGGAAGGACUGUAUGACACUUCAGUUAUCUUCUUCGAUGGCGCCAUUGCUCAGAUCAACAAGCAUUUAAAUUCAGUCGAUGACCCUUUACUGCGAACGAAAUGGAUGAAUGCAAAGAAAGCAAUUUCAGAAGAAGCGGAGGUCGUGAAGCAAUUAGAUGCUGAGAAAAGGUCGUUUAAGGAGGUUCCCAUUGGCCGGCGGCCUAAUUCACCUCCAAUUUCGACGAAACCAUCCUUUGUAUUUCAGCCAUUGGACGAGUACCCAGUGUCAUCGAGUUCUCCAGUGGAUGAUCCUGAUGUAUGGCGACCACCUACUCGAGAUCCUUCGAGUAGAAGACCUACUAGAACUGGUCAAGUUGGCAUGAGGAAGUCACCACAAGAUGCGACUUGGGCCCGUGGAGGUCCCACGAAAACAGGAACAGCAGGGCGUGGAGGAAGGACAGGUGGUUCUAGUAAGCCCAACACGGGAGUUCGAGCAUCAACUACUGCAAAGAAAGGAACUGGGAAGUCGACCUCUGGAAAAGCAGAUUCAGUAAAUGGUGAUGAUGCUGAGGAUGGAAAGUUGAAAAAGGUGCAAUAUGAAGGGCCCGAUGGAGACUUGGCUGCUAUGCUUGAAAGGGAUGUCUUGGAAACCAGUCCUGGUGUCAGAUGGGAUGACGUGGCUGGGUUGAGCGAAGCAAAAAGACUUUUAGAAGAAGCUGUGGUUCUUCCACUGUGGAUGCCUGAGUAUUUCCAGGGAAUUAGAAGACCGUGGAAAGGUGUACUCAUGUUUGGCCCUCCUGGUACUGGGAAGACGCUUCUAGCUAAAGCUGUUGCUACUGAGUGUGGCACAACAUUUUUCAACGUUUCUUCUGCUACCCUGGCUUCAAAAUGGCGUGGGGAGAGUGAACGAAUGGUCCGGUGUUUGUUUGAUCUUGCAAGAGCUCAUGCUCCUAGUACAAUAUUCAUUGAUGAGAUUGAUUCUCUUUGCAAUGCUCGAGGGGCCUCAGGAGAGCACGAAUCAUCUAGACGGGUCAAGUCGGAGCUUCUAGUUCAGGUAGAUGGUGUCAAUGCUUCUGCCACCAAUGAAGAUGGUACUCGCAAGAUAGUGAUGGUUUUAGCUGCUACAAAUUUUCCUUGGGAUAUUGAUGAGGCAUUGAGGAGGCGGCUGGAGAAGAGAAUAUACAUUCCACUUCCAAAUUUUGAGAGUCGCAAGGCCCUUAUAAAGAUCAAUUUGAAAACUGUCGAGAUGGCUCCAGAUGUGGAUAUUGAUGAAGUGGCUCGUAAGACACAGGGAUACAGUGGAGAUGAUCUAACAAAUGUUUGCCGGGAUGCUUCUUUGAAUGGCAUGAGGCGUAAGAUAGCAGGAAAGACACGUGAUGAGAUCAAGAACAUGUCCAAGGACGAGAUUUCAAACGAUCCUGUUGCAAUGUGCGACUUUUUAGAAGCCUUGACUAAGGUUCAACCGAGUGUUUCAGCAGCUGAUAUUGAAAAGCACGAGAAGUGGUCUGCUGAAUUUGGUUCAGCAUAG